AGAAGGAAACGUAUCUUUAAGGCGGGAAAAGAAUCGGCUGGGAAAAUGGCGGGUUGGUCAUACCCAGAUUUGUCCCUUGAAGAUUUGCUGAAAGCGGUGAAAGGGUUCAUAGAAAUGGUGAAUCUUGCUUCUGGGUAUCAAUCAUCUGGUCGUAUUGCUCACUGGGAUUCCCUUAACAUCAACAAAGCGCUUCAAUGGGCUCUCUUUCUCCAGGAUGUGAUGAGGGACCUGAGUAGCUCAGAUGACUACAGAGACUCUUUGGAGGAGCUUGAUGCAGCUUUAUGUGAAAUGGCCUCUAAUCCGAGUUUCCCCCAGGGUCUAGUACAUAUUUCCUCGAAGAUCCUUAGUAAAGCGACUGAUUUCAUGUUAGAACAUCUCAUCAGUGCCUUCCCGCUGAGGGAUGGACACCUCAAAGCUUUACUGAUUGCAAAUGUUGAGAUGGAUUAUCAGAUGCACCAAAAGGCAGAUGGUAGAUCCCUCAAUGGAUAUUUUGAAACUUUGAUGUGUAAUACAUCUAGGAAUCCUGUUACUAAUGAGAGAAAUUUUCUAAUGGAAGAAUCCAUAAACUCGUCGCCAAAUUCUUCUCCAAGUGGACAAUUUGAGGAGUCAAUCAGCUGUGCGUUUUCUCUCUUCACUGCACAAGCUCUUGAAAGGAGGCAACUAACAGUUUCAUUGAUAGCUUCAGCAGAGACAGGCUUGGAUGUUUUGUCUAGUGGCUUAAAAGAUCUAUAUGAGAGGGAGGACGACAAUGCCUUGGAUGUAAAAGUGAAGCAUACAACAAAUUUCAUGACUGAAGAAAGACCAAUUGGUUCUGUCGUCUGGAAUUCAUGGAAAUCGAGGAACCUCUCAUAUUUGCUUGACAAGAGAACUAUAAGACUGGUCUCAGGUGCCAGCCUGCUAUUUUCUGCCCCAAAGAGCCAAUGGAUUCAAGUGUUUCAGCGGAUAAAUCUAUCAUCUCAAACUGAGGAUAGUUUGUGCGAAAUAGUUGAGCUCUUGUUACUAGGAUGUGUAGGGGACAGAUGGAGUUCUCUAAUUGAUCGUUUGAUGUUGAGCUCUUAUGAGUUCGUCAACAAUUCGAGGCUAUACAAUGAGGUGCAUAACUUGGUACUGAGAGGUUGUAGAAACAUUUGUUGUAGAGAGGACAUCGAGAACUCAAAGGGAAAAGGAAUUAUAGAGUACCUUGAAGUUUUCUUACACAAUCGGUUAUAUCUCUUGGGGGAACUAUCUCCAGUCCUAGCAGCAUUUGCAAUUCCUUCCUGGUCAAAUUUGUUCAGAAAAUAUCUGACGGAGCUUGAUGCUCAAGUUAUAGGAGAUUUUUCAUUGACUAGAUCCUAUGGUAGUACUAAGGAAAAGAAGGAGCAUAGAGAAUUUGAUGUGGCCGAGAGAAUUUGGUGCCUUCAUGUUUGUCAUGUUGGUGGUUCUGAUAGAGAAUCUGGUUCAUUUAGCACUUGACAAUAUAUUUCUCUUGAAGGAGUAAUUGGAAAGCAGGUGAAGGUCGAAAAUCUUGAUGAUGGGAAGUUCGAAGAAGCUCCAUAUGUUGAAGUGUCAAGGAUGGAGAGUUGCACACUGCAGCUCUGCUGUUACACCGGUUAGUGUUGAAAGAAGAGCACCAGUUAAUUGUUUUCAAGGACUUUAUAUUGCUAGGCAGUUAUAUUGGAGGUUAAAGUCACAGUGGAGGCAACUUUUGUCAUGGCGGAGAAACUCAGUCCGCUUUAGCUAUGAUCCUUACAGCUACUCUCAGAAUUUUGAUGAUGGUUGCUCUAAGGAACACCGAUCACCUUCAGCUCCUCAGUAAUUUUCAUCUUUUUCUUAGAGCAUUAUAAUCAACAAGUAACGACAGGGUUCCGGCUUCAGUUGCCUGUUGAAGCAUGAAGAAUGGCAGAUUGCUCCUCUAAAUAUCAGGACUUCAAUUUGGCAAGUUAGGUAGAGAAUUUGGUGAUCUUUCCAUUGCAUAAAGCUUUACAUACAACAUACUUUUCUCAAUUAUUCACUUGAUACUACUAUUAUUUACAGGUUUCUCUGUACUUUGGUAUUAUUGAUUCUGUAGUUAGAUCUGAAAGUAUAUGUAAAAGUUUAAGAGUGGAGACUUUCGCAUUCACAGCUUAAUACUGAAUUAGAGCUAGUUGAACUAUGUCAAAAGAAUAUUUUCUGGCUGAAGUAGUUUGACAAUGCAAAUUAACCUCCAUUUCUUCCUUU
Nicotiana tabacum (common tobacco) is the source of this 2196-nucleotide messenger RNA. RefSeq lists its product as uncharacterized. NCBI's taxonomy places the organism in Eukaryota, Viridiplantae, Streptophyta, Magnoliopsida, Solanales, Solanaceae. Gene Ontology annotation, biological process: interstrand cross-link repair. The record is from RefSeq and is a predicted model, not a curated record. Gene Ontology annotation, cellular component: Fanconi anaemia nuclear complex.